ACCGGAAGUAGAUCCGCCCUCGAUAUCUGUCCGACCACCGGAGUGCAGCGGCAUGCUAGCAGCAGCAGAGUAGACAUUUCUUCGCAGACUCUUUAGGGAUCCACAACAGCUUGUCUUUCUCCAAUAUUUUUAAAUAAAAGGCACAAUGUGUGACAAGAUGCUCCAGAGAGUUAAAUAUCUGGAGGAGGCGGUCGAGAGGUUGAAGAAUCAGCUCAGAAUGAAUAAUGAGUGCAGAGAAGAAGAUGACGUGAAUAAGAAGACCACACCAGAAACGCUCGACGGUCAGACCGAGUCCAAACCCGGUUUGACCAUCAGCAGUAAAAAGACCAAAAAACACAGUAAACAGCGUCCGUUUGACUUCUCCUCCCAUCCUCGGCGUCAUGUGGCACUGAGGAUCGCCUACCUCGGUUGGGAGUACCAGGGCUUUGCCGUCCAGGAGAAUACUGACAAAACGGUGGAGGCCAGGCUGUUCGAGGCGCUGCUGAAGACACGUCUGAUCCAGGACCGCCAGACAUCCAACUACCAACGCUGUGGUCGCACCGACAAGGGCGUCAGCGCCUUCUCCCAGGUGAUCACCAUAGACCUGCGCUCCUCCCUGUUCAGCCCUGGGUUGGGCGUCACGCUCCCGGACAAGACGCCCAGCGGGACCUACCCCAAGACCGGGACCCCCGCCAAGAACAGCGCCCCCGCCCCCGGGUCGGAGCUUGAGUACCUGAAGAUGCUGAACCGCGUUCUGCCGCAGGACAUACGGGUGCUGGACUGGGCGCCGGCGGCCGACGGAUUCAGCGCACGCUUUGACUGCCAGUCGCGCACAUACCGCUACUACUUCCCCCGCGGCGCGCUGGAUGUUGAGCUGAUGGCAGAAGCGGCACAGAGGUUUGUGGGGACACACGACUUCCGGAACGUGUGCAAGAUGGACGUGGGAAAUGGCGUGCUGCAGUUUCAGAGGACCAUCCUCGCCGCAACCAUCAGGCCUUCCGAAGAGAACGCCAGCGGCAACCCUGAAGACCCCCAGGCCCCCCAUGACCCCAAUGACCCCUAUGAACUCUUCAUUUUCGAGAUCAAAGGACUGGCGUUCCUCUAUCACCAGGUGCGCUGCAUGAUGGCUCUUCUGCUCCUGAUUGGUCAGAAACUGGAGAGCCCAGAGAUCAUCAACCAGCUAUUGGACGUUGGCAGUAACCCGCGGAAACCCCAAUACAGCAUGGCGGUGGACUUCCCCCUGGUGCUGUACGGCUGUGACUUCCCGGGCCUGGCCUGGCAGGGCGGCGGCGCAGAGCUGCACUGUGCCAGCGCCACGCUGCAGCAGCAGUGGGCCCGCAGCGCCGUGGAGACGCACGUCUACCGCGGGAUGCUCCGCGGCCUGGAGGCCAUGGGCGCGGAGUCGUCUAAGAGCUGCUGGCUGGUGGAAGGUUCCAGAAUGAAGAACUACAAGCCGCUGCUGGAGCGGCCGUGCUGUGAGAGCCUGGAGGCCCGGAUCGACCACUUUGUGAAGAGAGGUCGUCUGGAGCGUGAUGACGGGGAGAACGGAGGAGAAGCGGUCCACAGGGGCAAGAGAUCCAAACAUGUCCAUGAUUCAGCGCAACCUUCCACGACAAAACUGAAUUAAAAUGUACAAA
Messenger RNA from Gadus chalcogrammus (walleye pollock), 1616 nucleotides. It is a transcript of the gene pus3, whose product is annotated as pseudouridylate synthase 3. The transcript is spliced from 7 exons. Lineage: Eukaryota; Metazoa; Chordata; Actinopteri; Gadiformes; Gadidae. The coding region runs from base 146 to 1606 and encodes 486 amino acids. Gene Ontology annotation, biological process: mRNA pseudouridine synthesis; tRNA pseudouridine synthesis. Gene Ontology annotation, cellular component: nucleus; cytoplasm. Gene Ontology annotation, molecular function: pseudouridine synthase activity; RNA binding. The record is from RefSeq and is a predicted model, not a curated record.